AUGCCGCUGGACCCCAACAACACUAAGGACCGGCUGCUAGUCCAGAUUGCGUCGUACAACACCAAUUUGCAAGGGCAGGAAGGCGUACCCCAAGACCUGGUCGAUUGGCUCUCCCCGACCCUGCAAGUGUCGACCUUUCUCGCGUCCAACCCUCGCGCGCCCGACAUCAUCGCGGUCGGCUUCCAGGAACUAUUGCCUUUACACCUCGGCCUGCUUGGCUUGUCCAAAUCCGUGAUCGAGCACAGGGACGAUCUCAUCCUCUCCCAGAUCGAGAAGCAUGCCCCGAACAAGGAGCGAUACGUCCUCGUCGCCAAGGUGGUAAACGUCGGCGUAGCGCUCCUUGUGUACGCUCGCGACGACACGGUCGGUCGUAAAGUAACGGACGUGGAGACGUCCUGGACUGGAUGCGGGCCACUGUACAUGGGCAAUAAAGGCGCCGUCGGUGUUCGUUUCAGAGUUCAGGCCGAAGAAGGUCCUGACGAAAUCUACACUUUUGUAUGUGCACACUUGACCGCACAGGAAAACAAGAACGCUCGACGUCUCGACGAUUAUCAUUACAUAUCGAGCUCCCUAUUAUUUCGACCCCUCCCCAAUUCCCCUUCUUCCCCCACCAAGACAGCGUCCACGAUAUUCGAGACCUCGCACCUCUUCUUUCUCGGAGACCUGAAUUUCCGCCUCGAAUUACCGAAGUCGCAUCCGCACCGUGUCGCGCAUCAAAAGGGGGAGUUCGCACACGUGUUGGACGACCACGGCGAACGGGAGCGACUCACGGAAUUCGACCAACUUCUCCAAGCGCGAAAACGCGGCUCGGCCUUCGUUGGCCUGCGUGAGGGCGAAUUCUGGCAGUUCAAGUGUAGCUACAAGUAUCACCACGGAGAAGUAGACAAGUACAGUGCGAAGCGUCUACCCUCCUGGACGGACCGCAUCCUGUAUACCACCUACACCGAUUCCCCGGAUAAACCGGAAGAAUCGAACAUAACGAAUCUACUGUAUACCACAAUCCCUUCCUAUACGUCCUCCGAUCACAAACCGAUCGUUGCUCUCCUCAUGCUUCCCUCUCCCCCUGCUUCUCCUCCGGCGGGCAUACCCACACUCCAGCUGCCUGCAGGCGCGACAUCGAUGCCUGACCCGCACGCCAACCUGAAGCGUUAUACCGGCCGCGUCCUCGAUCGCCUGGCCGGUUUGGUGCUGUACAUCCUCACCAUCGUCGGUUUGGGUUCGCCAUACCUAGGGCUGGGUAAUUGCGUGCUCGGACUGAGCGUCUGGUCCUGGUGGAUGUCGCGGUAA
Messenger RNA from Punctularia strigosozonata HHB-11173 SS5, 1287 nucleotides. RefSeq names its product skeletal muscle/kidney enriched inositol 5-phosphatase. The transcript has 7 exons. The record is from RefSeq and is a predicted model, not a curated record. Lineage: Eukaryota; Fungi; Basidiomycota; Agaricomycetes; Corticiales; Punctulariaceae. Bases 1 to 1287 code for a protein of 428 amino acids. Gene Ontology annotation, biological process: phosphatidylinositol dephosphorylation. Gene Ontology annotation, molecular function: phosphatidylinositol-4,5-bisphosphate 5-phosphatase activity.